This is a messenger RNA of Chlorella variabilis, 948 nucleotides long. RefSeq lists its product as hypothetical. The coding region runs from base 1 to 948 and encodes 315 amino acids. The transcript has 4 exons. The record is from RefSeq and is a predicted model, not a curated record. Gene Ontology annotation, molecular function: protein tyrosine phosphatase activity. NCBI's taxonomy places the organism in Eukaryota, Viridiplantae, Chlorophyta, Trebouxiophyceae, Chlorellales, Chlorellaceae.
AUGGCCGCCGCUGCCCGGCCCCGCCGCAACUCCGCGCCUUGCACCACUGUCAGCAGGGGCCGCAGCGCGGUCGUGGUGCAUGCAAUGGGGACAUCCACCCCCCAGCAGCAGGACGCCGGCUCGCUGGACGUGUCGGGGGCGGUGGUGCAGCCGUCGUUCCGGCAGACGCCCUGGGCUGCAGAGGCCGCGGUGGCGGCGGCCGGCGGCGACCGCGCCGCCGCCCGCAUCGCCUUUGUCUCAGAGUCAGGCACCUGCCGCUGCGUGCUGGCGGCGGCGGCUUUCCGGGCCGCGCUGGCAGCCCGCGACCCGCGGCUGGCUGGGCUGGUGGAGGUGGAGUGCCGCGCCACGAAAGACUACUGCCUGGGCGACGGCCCCGAGCUGCUGGCGGCGCGCGUAGCCAGCGAGCUGGGGCUGGAGCUGGCGCAGGGGUAUGCGGCGCAGCAGUUCAAGGAGAGCCGCGACAUUGUGGACUUUGAUGUGGUGCUGGUGAUGGACAAGUUCACAGCUGCCGACGUGCUGCGGGAGGUGUCGGUGUUUGACACCAUCAAGACGUGGGGAAAGGCCAACUACAGCAGCAAGGUGCGGCGGCUGGGCGAGUUCAACCCGGCUGCCGCCUCGGCAGCUGCCAAGAAGGAUCUGGGGGGCGCGGACAUCCAGGACGCCCUGUAUGGCAACGUGGGAGGCGAGGAGGAGCUGGAGGCGGUGCGGCAGGCGGCUGCGGCAAUCCAGCAGAGCUGCGACGGCCUCGCCGACUUCCUGGUGACGGUGGACCAGCGGCACCAGCAGCAGCAGCAGCAGGCGCAGCAGGGCGCGGAUGGCGACGCAGGCGCGGGCGGAGAGGCGGGCGCACUGGCGGCCAGCGGCAGGCUGGGCGACAGCCUGACGGCGGCGGUGCGGGAGCUGGAGGCGAUGGACUGGCUUGUGCCGCCCAUGCUGCAGGCCCGCUGA